AUGCCUGCCACUACCGCAGAAACCCUCUCUCUUGUUACGCGCAGCGUCUCCGUUGCUCCCCUCGUCCUUCUCUCCGCUGUUGAUCAUUAUAACCGAACUGAUACGAAGCAGUCGAAGAGCAAACGAGUGGUCGGUGUGUUGCUGGGUCAAAACGACGGCAAGAAUGUGCGCGUGUCGAACAGCUUUGCUGUGCCCUUCGAGGAGGACGACAAGGACCCGUCAGUAUGGUUCUUAGACCACAACUACGUUGAAUCUAUGAACGACAUGUUCAAGAAAAUCAAUGCGCGGGAGAAGCUGAUAGGCUGGUACCACUCGGGCCCAAAGCUCCGGGCUUCAGAUCUCGAAAUCAACGAGCUCUUCAAACGGUAUACGCCGAAUCCACUCCUGGUCAUCAUCGAUGUACAACCGAAGGAGUCCGGUGUGCCUACGGAUGCAUACUUUGCCGUUGAGGAAAUCAAAGACGAUGGAACAACCACCUCCAAGACAUUCGUCCACACUCCCUCCAUUAUCGAGGCCGAGGAAGCCGAGGAGAUUGGUGUCGAGCAUCUCCUACGAGACAUCCGUGACGUCGCUGUCGGCACGCUCUCCACACGUCUGACAAACCAGCUUCAGUCCCUCCAGGGUCUGCACCUCCGCUUGCGAGACAUCCAUGCCUACCUCCAGAAGGUCCUCGACGGCCAACUGCCCGUAAAUCACGCCAUCCUAGGCAAUCUUCAAGAUGUAUUCAAUCUCCUACCAAACCUGGCAACACCGAGCUCGGCUCCGAGCGCAACCGGAACCAAGGCCGACUCCGAGCUCAGCUAUGCCAUGAGCAUCAAGUCGAACGACCAGCUCAUGGCCAUUUAUCUCAGCAGUCUAAUCCGUGCUAUCACCGCAUUCCAUGAUCUCAUUGAGAACAAGAUACAGAACCGUCAGCAGCAGGAGGAGAAAGAGGCGGCCAAGAAAGAGGGCGAAGAGGGUGCGAAAGAGGGCGAGAAGAAGGAGAACGGUGCCGGUGCGGUGAAUGGCGUGGCCGGGGAGGCGAAGGAAGGCGGCAGCGAGAAAGACAAGGAGGGGUCGAAGGAGAAGAAGAAAUAG
This is a messenger RNA of Phialemonium atrogriseum, 1077 nucleotides long. RefSeq names its product 26S proteasome regulatory subunit rpn-8. The transcript is spliced from 3 exons. NCBI's taxonomy places the organism in Eukaryota, Fungi, Ascomycota, Sordariomycetes, Cephalothecales, Cephalothecaceae. Bases 1 to 1077 code for a protein of 358 amino acids. Gene Ontology annotation, biological process: proteasome-mediated ubiquitin-dependent protein catabolic process. Gene Ontology annotation, molecular function: metallopeptidase activity; protein binding. Gene Ontology annotation, cellular component: proteasome complex; proteasome regulatory particle. The record is from RefSeq and is a predicted model, not a curated record.